CAAGCCUGUUGAUUCAUCUUCUUCGUGAAAUCCGCCUGUUUUAAUCUCAAUCUCUCUCAGUCUCUCUAAUGGAAGGCCACCAAAUACUUUUUCCCGGUUCAUCAAAAUCACCCGCAAAUCCUUUUCCACCAAACAUGGCAAAUUUUCAUGCUAUGAACAUUUAUAAGAGUGCUGGUUUUGAUGCCUCUGAGACCAAGGAAAAACCAGGUAAAAAGGAAGGUCAAAAGAAGAUUAGAAAGCACAGAUUUGCGUUUCAAACGAGGAGCCAUGUUGAUAUCCUUGAUGAUGGGUAUCGAUGGAGGAAAUAUGGGCAGAAAGCAGUCAAGAACAACAAAUUUCCCAGAAGCUACUACCGGUGCACGUAUAAAGACUGCAAUGUGAAGAAGCAGGUCCAACGCCUCUCAAAAGAUGAAGAGAUUGUAGUCACAACCUAUGAAGGCAUUCAUACACACCCUGUGGAGAAGCCCACCGAGAACUUUGAACACAUCUUGAGGCAGAUGCAAUCAUAUUUUCCCAUCUCAUGAGUAUUUCCAUUUCACCAAAAUGUGUUUUUGUAUAUAAAUAAUAUGAGAAUGAUAUGGAAAGAGUGGUGGACACCCAUAUCAUCUCUUGGAAAGUGAUUUUCCUGUGGAGAAAGUUGAAACCAGUACUGUCCUUCAUUUUGGAGGAUCUUGUGAUAUGAUCACUGUAUGAAGAUUGAAAAUCAAUUUUAGGUUUUUGGUAUUUGGAUUGAAAACCAUUCUUUGUGGUGUGUAAGGAUGAAUUCUUUUAAGCAUUUGAGUCAAGGGUUCGGGCAGAAAUAAAAAUAUUGUGUCUGAGAAUGAAUGUUCUA
This is a messenger RNA of Vitis vinifera (wine grape), 832 nucleotides long. Its product is annotated as WRKY-type DNA binding protein 1. The record is from RefSeq and is marked provisional. NCBI's taxonomy places the organism in Eukaryota, Viridiplantae, Streptophyta, Magnoliopsida, Vitales, Vitaceae. Gene Ontology annotation, molecular function: DNA-binding transcription factor activity; sequence-specific DNA binding. Gene Ontology annotation, biological process: regulation of DNA-templated transcription.